AUGGCCUCGUCAAAGUCGUUUGGCAGCGCUCCAGCUGGUGCUGAUACAGGAACGAGCUCAGGGGGCGUCGGCGUUUCCAACUACGUUGAGGAAAAAGCGAAAUGUGCCGCAUUUCUGUUAAACUUUACGUCGAAUCUGGAUGAGCCCGCGCUGGGCCCCAAGUACGUGCGGAUGAUGCAAGAGGUGGCGAAUCGGGAACGAACGUCGAUAGCCAUUUCGCUGGACGACUUGCAAAUUUAUGAAAACGACGACCCGACGUUCGUGGCGCGCAUCGUCCGCAACGCUCGACGAUACAUUUCGCUCUUUUCGGACGCAGUGGACGAGAAUCUGCCACCUCCAACACGCGAUAUCUCGGACUUUCAAGACGUGCUGGACGUCCUGCGAAUCACUCGUGCCCAGGAAAUGGCUCAGCAGAGUCAACCAACCGACAGUGAUGUAGACGGCAGCCACGCAACGGCUCGAAGUGCCGUACACGUGUUUCCGCCUGCUCUGAUGCGGCGAUUCGAAGUGCAUUUGAUUCCUGGUGUCAAGCUGAAAGCUGUGCCGAUUCGAGAAGUCAAGGCAGCAAAAGUUGGAGCGCUUGUGCGCGUCAAGGGAAUGGUGACUCGAGUGUCGACUGUAAAGCCGCUGUUGACAGUCGCGACGUACACGUGCGAAGCAUGUGCGUACGAAGUGUACCAAGAAGUCAAGGCUCGGCAGUUUAACCCACUGACACAAUGUCCGAGUGAACGAUGUCAAACAAACAGAGCUCAGGGCCGGUUGAUCAUGCAGACAAAAGCCUCCAAGUUUGACAAGUAUCAGGAAGUCAAGUUUCAGGAACUUCCCGAUCAAGUGCCAAUGGGCCAUAUUCCUCGAUCACUUACCGUGUACCUGCGAGGCGAGCUCACGCGAACGUGCGAGCCUGGUGCUUUGGUGACAAUCUGCGGUGUAUUCUUGCCUCUACCGUACUCGCCUCAACGACAGAUGCAAAUGGGUCUUGUUACCGAAACUUACUUGGAAGCGACUGAUGUGGUGAAUCACAAGAAGCGGUACUCUGCUAUGGAAUCGUCAGAGGCAAUGGAGAGCGCUGUUCUGCGGUUGCAGGAAGGCUCGGAGAAUGUCUACGAGGUGCUAUCACAGUCGCUGGCACCAGAAAUCUACGGUCACGAGGACGUGAAGAAAGCGCUCUUGUUGCUGCUGAUUGGCGGCGUCACAAAGCGUAUGGAUGAGGGUAUGCGGCUACGUGGCGAUCUCAAUGUGUUGCUCAUGGGCGACCCUGGUGUCGCAAAGUCGCAGUUGCUGAAGCACAUUGCAAUCGUCGCCCCACGAGGCGUUUACACGACCGGCAAAGGUAGUUCUGGUGUUGGAUUGACCGCUGCGGUAGUGCGCGAUGCAACGACAAAGGAGAUGACACUCGAGGGAGGUGCGCUUGUCUUGGCGGAUAUGGGCGUCUGUUGCAUCGAUGAGUUCGAUAAGAUGGAGGAAGGCGAUCGAACGGCUAUUCACGAGGUCAUGGAGCAGCAGACCGUGAGCAUUGCAAAGGCAGGCAUUACAACGACGCUGAAUGCGCGCACGUCCGUGCUUGCAGCUGCGAAUCCGAUAUACGGUCGCUACAACAAGAAGCUCAGUGCUUCGCAGAACAUCAACCUCCCGAACGCGCUGCUGUCUCGCUUCGACCUCUUGUUCUUGUUGCUGGACGUCGCGAAUUACGAAAAAGAUGAAGCGCUUGCGCGCCACGUCACGUAUGUCCACCGCUAUUGCCGCAAUCCCGAGAUGAAGUUUGAGCCCGUGCGACCGGAAGUCUUGCGCUACUUUAUUGCCAUUGCCAAGCAGUACCAGCCCAGCAUCCCCGAGCAUCUGUGUGGCUAUAUCGUUGAAGCAUAUGUCACUCUGCGCCAGCAGGAUGUUAACGAACAUGCCCGUGAACGACAGCAGCAGCAAUCUCGUCAACAGCAUUACGGCAACGGUGGCGCCAAUGACGCCCAAACGGCCAUGACGGCCCGUCAGCUGCUGAGCAUUUUGCGACUCUCGCAAGCACUCGCACGAUUGCGUUUCUCCACGGAAGUGAUUCACCAGGAUGUCGAUGAGGCCAUUCGACUGGUGUACGUGUCCAAGGCCUCCUUGUCGGAGCAAGACGACGCCAAUGGUAUUGGGACCAAUGGCAAAACGGGCACGAUGAACAGAGGCGGUCGUAGCAGCUCUGAUGCCACGUCCAAGAUCUUCCGUUUGCUGCUGGAGUUCGCCACGGAUCGCAACCUCAAAGUCCUCGCCAUGAGUGAUGUGGAGCCGAUUGUGCUACGCAAGGGCUUUACUGCUCAGCAACUGAAUGCCUGCAUCGAUUUCUACCAGCAAUUGGAGGUCAUGCAAUUGUCGUGCAACGGCACGCGGCUCACCCUCAUCUAG
Hyaloperonospora brassicae is the source of this 2382-nucleotide messenger RNA. The record is from the annotation of a GenBank genome assembly. NCBI's taxonomy places the organism in Eukaryota, Oomycota, Peronosporomycetes, Peronosporales, Peronosporaceae.